This is a messenger RNA of Plasmodium relictum, 867 nucleotides long. Its product is annotated as 50S ribosomal protein L22, mitochondrial, putative. Gene Ontology annotation, biological process: ribosome assembly; translation. Bases 1 to 867 code for a protein of 288 amino acids. The transcript has a single exon. Gene Ontology annotation, cellular component: ribosome; large ribosomal subunit. The record is from RefSeq and is a predicted model, not a curated record. Lineage: Eukaryota; Apicomplexa; Aconoidasida; Haemosporida; Plasmodiidae. Gene Ontology annotation, molecular function: structural constituent of ribosome.
AUGUUAAGUAAUUUAAGUAAAAUAAUUAACAAUAAUUUUUUUUUAAUAAAUAAAAAGUAUAUAAAUACAAAUGUUCAACUAAGAAAUCCAUAUUACAGAAAAAAAGGAUUUUGGGAAUGGAGAAGAAGAAUUAUUCAUAGAUACAACGAAAAAAGAUAUAUAAAAAAAAAUAUAAAACCUAAAAUAAAGGAUAAAGAUGAAUUAAGUAUAAAAAAUAAAAAAGAAGAUGUUUAUUGGACUUUUAAAGUAUAUCAAUUAAAAAUUAGUUUAAGAAAUUUAUAUAAUUUUGGUAGAUUAAUCAAAGGGCUUCAUUUAGAAGAUGCUAUAGUGUUUUUAGAAUCUAUUCCUCAAAUAAGAAUAAAUAGCAUACUAAAUUCUUUAUUAAAUUCUAAGGAAAAAAUUAUAAAUAACUUCAAUGGAGAUGCUUCAAGACUAUAUGUUGAUAAUGUGCAAAUACAUUAUAAUACCCCAAUGAAAUAUAUUAAGUAUCAUGCAAUGGGUCACUUUGGUCUAGUAAAAAGUUACAGAAAUACUUUUACUUAUACUAUUAAACAAAUGAAUAUACAAGAAUUUUAUCAUAAAAUAUUUAUUAGAGGAAAUGUUCCUAGAACUUUAUCUCAUAACAUGAGAUUAUAUUUGAAUCAAAAUAGAAUUAAUAAGAAUACGUUAAUUGAAUGGUAUCCAUAUAUAUGUGCAAAUUCUAGAUAUUAUUUCAGAGAAAAAUUAAGAUAUCUAAAUAAUAUGUAUCAAUUUGAUUAUUACAAAUCAAGACGUAAAUGGAUACAAAAUUAUUUCAAUAAUAUUGAAAGAAGAACAAAUGAAUUAAAAUUACAAAGGAAUAUAAUAAAUGAAAAAAUAAAAGAAUAA